GAUGAAAAGAAAGCCGAGGAGGAGGAGGAUGCCCUGGGCUUAUUCUUUACUGCCCCUGUCAGUGCCCCAAAAGAGGAAGAGUUCAAGGUCACCUGGAGCGAUGAAGAUGAGUCGGUCGCCCCGAGUAGCGAUAUUGACACGCCACCACCAAAUAUCACCUCGCCAGCGAGGAUGUCAUCUCCGCGUGGACACCGUCGAGAUACCACGACGUCCUCGCAACCACCGACUGGUGAGUACCUAGGCUGUUCUAGUGGUGAAUCCACUGCCCGCCCAUCCUGUCUUACCACGAUAGCGUGA
Dibothriocephalus latus is the source of this 297-nucleotide messenger RNA. The record is from the annotation of a GenBank genome assembly. NCBI's taxonomy places the organism in Eukaryota, Metazoa, Platyhelminthes, Cestoda, Diphyllobothriidea, Diphyllobothriidae.